UUUUUAACGAUACCGUGUGACGUUUCGAACGAGGAGCAGGUUGCGCUGCUACCUCCCCGCUCGAAUCUCGCCGCGCGAAUGAUGACAAGGUGACUGCUAUGUCAACAACAACGCGCUGUAGGUCGUAAAAACAGAUUUGGAGAAAAGGAAGAUUAAUAUUGCCACUAUUCGAUCUCGAGCGAAUUGAAAGAUGAAUAAAUACGUGAAUUUGGCAAAUGUGAGUACUAAUUAUGCCAUGCGUAUGAAUCGCCUGAGUAAUCGAAUUUUCGGAGAAGUGGUCAAACCGACUAAACAAAAAUCGAUGAAAGUCGUGCAGCUCUUCAGCGAGAAACCGGUGAAUAAACGACCGGAGAUCGUGCAAUAUUAUCCAAGAUACGAGCAGACAGAACAAUUGAUGACCCAUCUACGCAAUUACGGUCUCUUCAGAGACGAGCAUAAAGAUUUCAAAGAGGAAUACCAACGCUUGAGAGAGCUUCGUGGUAAACCGAGAUGGAUAUCACCUCGGUUUAGAAAUAAAGAUAAUUCAUCUUAAAAUGAAAUAACAAGCUUGUGCUAUAAAGUAUGUAUUUUAUUUAUAAAUAAUAUAUUAUACAAUUAAGUUAAGUUAUGAUUAAUAUUGCCUUUUUAUGGCUCUUUUGUCCCCAAAAGUUGUACAUAUUCCUCUUAGUACAUUGAUAUUAAAAAAACAAUAUUUUUAAAAAUAUUUUAAUAUAUAUACAGACAUUAACUUAUUUAAAAAUAUUUGAAUAUAUAUACAGACAUUAAAUUAGCAUUCACACUGUCAUAUAAGCGAGUUUUUUAGGAGAAAUAUAAAAGAAAUUUAUUAUAAAAAAUUUCUAACGAUACAAUAAAUAUAUAUGGCACAUAUAUAUAUUUA
Messenger RNA from Formica exsecta, 877 nucleotides. It is a transcript of the gene mRpS33, whose product is annotated as 28S ribosomal protein S33, mitochondrial. Lineage: Eukaryota; Metazoa; Arthropoda; Insecta; Hymenoptera; Formicidae. Gene Ontology annotation, cellular component: mitochondrion. The record is from RefSeq and is a predicted model, not a curated record. The transcript is spliced from 2 exons. Bases 191 to 532 code for a protein of 113 amino acids.